AUGGCAUUCACACCUGGAGGCGGACGCGGUGGACGUGGCGGAGGCGAUCGCGGUGGAAGAGGAGGCUUUUCUCGAGGCGGCCGUGGAGGAGGAGACCGUGGAGGCCGGGGUGGAGGCAGAGGUGGAUUUGGCGGCGGCGACAGAGGACGUGGAGGAGGAGGUCGUGGACGAGGUGCACCUAGAGGCAGAGGAGCUCCUCGUGGCGGCAGAGGCGGUGGUCCAGGCGCAAAGGGCGGCCAAAAGGUCAUCAUCGAGCCACACAGACACGCCGGCGUCUUCGUCGCACGCGGCAAGGAAGACUUGCUCGUCACCAAGAACCUGACACCCGGCGAGGCCGUCUACGGCGAAAAGCGCAUCUCCAUCGACACACCCGCAACGACCACCGGCGAUGCGACCAACGGCGACGCACCCCUCACCACCAAGACCGAGUACCGUGUAUGGAACCCCUUCCGAUCAAAGUUGGCAGCAGGUAUUCUGGGUGGUAUGGACAACAUCUACAUGGGCCCAGGCAAGAAAGUUCUCUACCUCGGUGCCGCAUCAGGAACAUCCGUCUCGCACGUUGCAGACAUCGUCGGCCCAACCGGAACUGUCUACGCCGUCGAGUUCUCGCACCGUUCAGGCCGUGAUCUGAUCAACAUGGCUACGCACCGCACCAACGUCAUCCCCAUCGUCGAGGACGCCCGUCACCCGCUCAAGUACCGCAUGCUUGUCGGUAUGGUUGACUGCAUAUUCGCCGACGUUGCCCAGCCCGAUCAGGCCCGUAUCGUCGGGAUCAACGCUCACCAGUUCCUGAAGGUCGGCGGUGGAGUCGUAGUCUCCAUCAAGGCCAACUGUAUCGAUUCUACUGCCGCACCUGAAGCUGUCUUUGCACGAGAAGUUGUCAAGCUCAGAGAGGAGCGCAUCAAGCCAAAGGAGCAGCUUACUCUCGAGCCUUUCGAGAGAGACCACGCUAUGGUCGCUGGUAUCUACCAACGAGCGCAGUAG
This is a messenger RNA of Fulvia fulva, 984 nucleotides long. Its product is annotated as rRNA 2'-O-methyltransferase fibrillarin. Gene Ontology annotation, cellular component: nucleolus; box C/D methylation guide snoRNP complex; small-subunit processome. The coding region runs from base 1 to 984 and encodes 327 amino acids. NCBI's taxonomy places the organism in Eukaryota, Fungi, Ascomycota, Dothideomycetes, Mycosphaerellales, Mycosphaerellaceae. The transcript has 3 exons. Gene Ontology annotation, biological process: box C/D sno(s)RNA 3'-end processing; rRNA methylation. Gene Ontology annotation, molecular function: rRNA methyltransferase activity; RNA binding; histone H2AQ104 methyltransferase activity. The record is from RefSeq and is a predicted model, not a curated record.